AUGGCAACUUUUGGAACAGCUGAUGGGAAGGUCCAAUUCUGGAACGUAUCAAAAAGGAAUAAAGUUGUUGAGGUUAUUGCACAUGAAAGCGAAGUUCGAGGAAUCUGCCACUCCAACAGGUCUCGGCUGAUUUACACUUGUAGUCUAGAUGGUCAACUCAAACAAUGGCGGAUGAAUUAUGAUGAUAUUGUAUCAUGUUGGAAACAACCACUGAGUAGUGUUUUGAUGAAAUGGACUCCUCAUUGUAUGGAUCAUCAUCCUUCAUCAAAUGAGUUUCUUAUUGGUGGUCCAGAGUCAUGUCUGCUAUACUCUUCAGUUAGGCUUGAUGUACCGUUGCGUGAAUGGAGUUGGGGUCAAGAGCCGGUUCAUAAUGCCAAGUUCAAUCCAGUCGAACAUAAUAUUGCAUGUGCUUUAACCAAAGAUAAUUCAUUAAUGCUAAUCGACUGUAGACAGGAUCAACCUGUUCGCAAGGUCAAAAUGGAUUUGAAAUUAAAUGCAUUUUCAUGGAAUCCGAUGGAACCAUUCAUAUUCACUGCUGCAUCCGAAGACUAUAAUGUUUAUACAUUCGACAAUCGUUUCUUCAAAUUCCCUCGCAGAGUUCACCGUGGUCACGUAAAUGCUGUACUUGAUGUAGACUAUUCACCAACUGGAAGAGAAUUUGUAACUGGAAGCUACGACUCAACAAUUCGACUUUGGAAGUGUGAUUCUACAGAAUCAUUUGAUGUUUAUCACACUAGACGCAUGAAGCGUGUGCUUGUUGUCAAGGUGACACUAGAUGCGAAGUUUGUUCUGUCAUCAUCAUCAGAUCAAAACGUCCGACUAUGGAAAGCUCACGCUAACGAAAUUAUUGGACCGAUUCAGCCAAGACAAAAAGCAUCCCUACAGACAUGUGAAUCUUUACGAGAGAAAUUCAAAGACCAUCCAGAAGUCCGGAAAAUUCUAAAACAUCGUCAUCUGCCAAAAACGAUUCACGCCUCCAGUAAAGAACAUGCAAUAAUCAGAGCGAAAGAAAGGCGCAAGGAAAGAAAUACUCGUAUAUUUAAUAAAAAUGAUCUUCCAUUUAUUCCUGAUAAAGAGAAACACGUCGUUGCACAAUAUAAAUAG
Schistosoma curassoni is the source of this 1104-nucleotide messenger RNA. The record is from the annotation of a GenBank genome assembly. Lineage: Eukaryota; Metazoa; Platyhelminthes; Trematoda; Strigeidida; Schistosomatidae.